This is a messenger RNA of Parascedosporium putredinis, 1359 nucleotides long. NCBI's taxonomy places the organism in Eukaryota, Fungi, Ascomycota, Sordariomycetes, Microascales, Microascaceae. The record is from the annotation of a GenBank genome assembly.
AUGUCUGCCCCUGCCGAGCCCGCUGUCGAGGUCCCCAUCCGUGAGAAGAACGGGGCGGGAUGGACACCUAACGAGAACGAAACCAAGAAUCUCCUCACCAAGGAAUUCGAAGAAUAUGUGGCCAAAUUGAGCAAGGACUUCCACGUCCCUGGCGUUUCCGUCGCGGUGGUGGACGGCGACAAAACACUGGGCCCCGAUGUCAAGGCGACGUCCGAUACCCUGUAUUACGUCGGCUCCAUAACCAAGGGCAUGACAGCGGCUGCACUCUUGUAUCUUGUGAACGAGUCGGCCAAGUCUGACCGGCCCAUAACCUUGGACACCAAAGUCCAAGAGAUCCUCAAGGAUGAUUUCGUCCUCAGCGACGACUACGCGACCAAAGAGGCCAACCUCAGGGACCCCCGCGACAGCGUCCGAUUGCUCCGCCACCUGCCCAUGUCCAAGGGCUUCAGGGAGCAGUUCCAGUACUCCAACAUGAGCUACCAAGUGGCGCAGCACGUUGUCGAGACGUUGGCGGGCGAGUCGAUCGGCGCCCUGGGCCAGGCCCAAGCCAAACCCGACCGCCUCGCCAAGGGCUACGCCUGCAACGCCGCCAAGGGCAACGAGAUGACGUGCCAGCCGUGGUGCGAAACCAACCUCGUCGGACCGAGCGGCGUGAUCUCCACCGUAGACGACUUUGCCAAGUAUCUCCGCGCCAUGAUCCACCGCACGCUGCCCAUGUCCACCGAUCUACAAGACGCGCUCGUGCGGCCCGUUAUCCCCAUGGGGUUCAACGGCCCCCGGGUCGGGGUCGUCUACCAGCUGGGCGGCGUGCCCGGCUUCACCUCGCUGGCGGGCUACCUGCCCGACAAGAAAUUCGGCGCCAUCGUGGCCACCAACGGGGAUUUCGGGGGCAUGGCCAGGCGCGACGUCACGGGGUUCUGGGGCGGGUUCGCGGGCGGCAUGCGGUUCAUGUACGUGGGUGGGAAGAAGAGGCUGUUCCCUACGGCGCCCGAGCCGCCGCUUCCGCCGUCCCUGCCGCUCGAGGCGUACCAGGGGACGUACUCCCACCCGGGGUACCGCACCAUUACGUUUUCGGUCGAGGCGCCUGCGGCGGACUUGCCGGUGUCCGGGGACGUCAAGGCCGUUCUGCACGGCACCAAGGAGACGGAGUGGGGGUUCGUGCUGGACUUGGACCACGUGUCCGGGGAGGAGUUUGUCGCCUACAUAAACAUGGAAGGGCGGAGCGCGAUGGCGCAGGGCGCGGUGGCGGCGGCGUUUGAGCUGGGCGCGGAUGGGAAGGUGGCGCGGGUGGGGAUUGAUUUGGAGGCGUUUCCGCAACCGAUGAGUGCGGCUAAGAUCUGGUUUGAUAAGAUCUCGUAG